AUGGGCAAUGGGCAAGGAAAACCCGUCACACUCGACGGCGCAGUCAACCUCAACCACUUCCGCCUCUUGAGAGUAGUAGGUCGUGGUGCCUUUGGCAAAGUGCGCAUCGUCGAGCGCAAAGACACAGGACUCUCAUUUGCCUUAAAAUAUAUCCGCAAGGAUGAAGUUGUUAAAUCCGAAAGUGUGCGAAAUAUCAUCAGAGAACGCCGCAUGCUCGAGCACGUCAACCACCCGUUCAUAUGUAACUUACGCUACAGUUUCCAAGACAUCGAGUAUAUGUACCUCAUUGUUGAUCUGAUGAGCGGUGGUGACUUGCGUUUCCACAUCUCGCGGAAAACCUUCACCGAGGAGGCUGUUCGAUUCUGGAUCGCCGAGCUUGGCUGCGCCCUCCGCUAUAUCCACGGCCAAAAUAUUAUUCACAGAGAUGUCAAGCCUGACAAUGUGCUUCUCGACGCUGAAGGCCACGUUCACUUGACUGAUUUCAAUGUCGCAUCCGAUAUCGUCUCCGGACGAAUGCUCUCUAGUAAAUCGGGUACACUUGCAUAUCUUGCCCCCGAAGUCUAUGCAGGCCGCGGGUACGAUUGCCGUGCGGAUUGGUGGUCGCUAGGUGUUCUCUUCUAUGAGUGCAUCUACAAUAAGCGACCGUUUGAUGGCAACAGCGAGUCGACUCUAAGCCAACAAAUCCAGCACCAACUCCCGAAAUAUCCCGUAACACAGCCUCCCGUCUCCAUGACAUGUUUAUACGCCAUUGGCUCGGCUCUUGAGCGCAACCCAAAGAACCGUCUGGGCUCCACCUGGGAGAGUUUCAUCUACAAUGAUUUCUUCAGCGAGAUUGAUUUUGACCUUUUGGAAAAGAAGAUGAUUGAACCAAUCUUUGUCCCAUCAUCUGAAAAGACAAAUUUCGACGCAACCUACGACCUGGAGGAACUGCUCUUGGAAGAAGCGCCGCUAGAAGCUCGUGCGAGACGCCAAAAGCCCCGUGAGCGCCUAAAGGAGGACGCCACCAAGCAAGAAAUCCGUGAGGAUGAGCUUUACCGCAUGAUUGAGCGCGACUUCCGACCAUUUGACUACACCAUUGCCGCCUACGCCAAAAUUCAAGAAGACAAUGUAGACAUUACUACACGUUCUACAGCAUCGAAUGGUUCCGGCAAACGUUCGGCAGAACCCAUCGCUCACGCCGUUACAACAGACGAGGUUGAUACUAGCCCCCGAGCCAUCACUACGGACGUGGCAACGCCCGCCCCUCCCAAUGUCCCCGGUAUGCACAGAUCGUCCACCGAACCACGCCGCAGUGAUGAUACUCGCUUCAAUGGUUCCAUGCGUACCCCAACCUCACCACCACAAUAUGGCAACGGUUUCAGCGCCCCCAAGCACCGUGCCGUUACUGCCAAUGGCGGUAGAGUGACAAGCCCAACUGGUGGCAUGCAGGUGACCCUUGACUCCGGAGGCAGCUGGUCUGACCUCGCCCGCCGCGACUCUACCUUGCCUAAGGAUGCCAACACAUCGCCUGGUAGCAAGGCUGAAGCCUCUAGUGGCAUGUUUGGCUUCCUAAAGGGCAAGAAGGGCAGAACCCAUAGCCCCAAGCCCAAGGAGAGAGGUGUGCUUGGCAAAGAAGGCGCCAGAGUCGUUGUUGCAUAA
[Torrubiella] hemipterigena is the source of this 1638-nucleotide messenger RNA. The record is from the annotation of a GenBank genome assembly. NCBI's taxonomy places the organism in Eukaryota, Fungi, Ascomycota, Sordariomycetes, Hypocreales, Clavicipitaceae.